This is a messenger RNA of Paramecium tetraurelia, 1200 nucleotides long. RefSeq lists its product as uncharacterized. The record is from RefSeq and is a predicted model, not a curated record. The transcript has 6 exons. Gene Ontology annotation, cellular component: nucleus; cytoplasm. Gene Ontology annotation, biological process: protein phosphorylation; mitotic DNA damage checkpoint signaling. Gene Ontology annotation, molecular function: protein serine/threonine kinase activity; ATP binding. Lineage: Eukaryota; Ciliophora; Oligohymenophorea; Peniculida; Parameciidae.
AUGAUGAACAUGGAAUCUCUCAGUUUUAGUUGUAUUAGACCACAUACGUUUUUUUCUAAAACAUAUUUCUUAAAAGUAAUGGAGGAUGAAGUAUAGAUAUCGGCUUUUAGCAAUUACUAGAACCCAAAAUAUCGAAUAGAACUUAAAUUAACGACAUAAAUUUUAUGGAAAAUGGGAAAGCAAUCAUUAAAAGCCUUUGGAAUAAUUUACCAGAAUAAAAUUAAAUAUUUUGAAGCCUAAUAGAUACAUCUUGAAUCCUUAAAAGCAACUAUUGGAGCCAAAGUUAUUUACAGGAACAUGGCAUCAUUUUAUGAACCAGUUGAAUUUAUAGGAGAAGGAUUGUCAGCCAAAGUAUUCUAAAGUAUUGAGAAGAAGACCAAAAAAGAAGUGGCUGUGAAAAUGAUAAAAUAGGAAUUUGGAAGAGAAGAUCAAGCUUUGGACAUUGUCAAAACUGAAGUAUCAAUUCUAAAGUCACUUAACCACUAGAACAUUAUAAAGGUACUUGAAGUUUAUGAAAACGAUCAAACUUUUUGGAUAGUUCAAGAAUUUGUAGCAGGCACUCCAUUAAGUCAAAUAUUAAAACAAAAGCUUCCAAUCCAUCAAAUUAAAACAAUUAUGAUUGGGUUAUUGUAAACAGUUUGUUAUUUAUAAUCUUAAAAAAUUGUACAUAGAGACAUAAAACCAGAAAAUAUCAUAAUAUAAAAAGAUAAUUCAAUAAAAGUUAUAGAUUUUGGAUUUGCAGCAAAUUUAAAGUUUGGAUCGGUUAGCAGUGUGUGUGGUACUCCAGGAUAUUAUGCUCCAGAAGUAUUGAGAUAGAAGGAAUCAAGUUUUAAUUCAGAUAUGUUUAGUGUUGGGGUUGUUUUAUUCAAUUUGUAAAGUAUUCUCUUAACUAAUAGAAUAACAAAUCAACCCAUGUUAAAAUCAAAAAUGUAUAAUGCCUAAUAAUAUGUUGCUGAUGAAGAAGCAGCAGAUCUUUUGAAGAAAAUGUUAGAAGUCGAUCCAAUUAAACGUAUUACUGCUUAGCAAGCUUUGGAGCAUCUAUAUUUCAAAGAUGAAAUGGAGAAAAUUAUUGAUGAAAAAUAAAUCAGCUUAUUUCCAUCCGAAAAACAAAUUCCAAUGUAAUAGCAGUAGAAAAUUAAUAAAUGCCCAGUUGCAAAAACAAUGAAAUCUCUCAGAACUACCAAUAUUAUUGACUAUUGA